CCGGGAGGCGGCGGCAGCGGCAGCGGCAGCGGCAGCAUCCGUAGCAUCAGCAUCCCCGGCAGCAGCCGCCGCCGGCGGCCUCGGACUGGGCCCGCCGGACAGACGGACAGAGGGCGCCAGGGGCGCGGGGCCGCCGGGGCCAGCCAUGGAGGGCGCCUCGUUUGGCGCGGGCCGCGCGGGGGCCGCCCUGGACCCCGUGAGCUUUGCACGGCGGCCCCAGACCCUGCUGCGGGUCGCGUCCUGGGUGUUCUCCAUCGCGGUGUUCGGCCCCAUCGUCAACGAGGGCUACGUGAACGCCGACAGCGGCCCGGAACUGCGCUGCGUCUUCAACGGGAACGCGGGGGCCUGUCGCUUCGGCGUCGCGCUGGGUCUCGGGGCUUUCCUCGCCUGCGCUGCGUUCCUGCUGCUGGACUUGCGUUUCCAGCAGAUCAGCAGCGUCCGCGACCGCCGCCGGGCAGUGCUGCUCGACCUGGCUUUCUCAGGGCUCUGGUCCUUCCUGUGGUUCGUGGGUUUCUGCUUCCUCACCAAUCAGUGGCAGCGCACUGCGCCCGGGCCGGGCACAGCGCAGGCCGGGGACGCGGCGCGGGCAGCCAUCGCCUUCAGCUUCUUCUCCAUCCUCAGCUGGGUGGCGCUCACCGUGAAGGCCCUGCAGCGGUUCCGCCUGGGCACCGACAUGUCACUCUUCGCCACAGAACAGCUGGGCUCUGGGGCCGGUCAGACCUACCCCGGCUACCCGGUGGGCAGCGGUGUGGAGGGCACCGAGACCUACCAGAGCCCGCCCUUCACCGAGACCUUGGACACCAGUCCCAAAGGGUACCAGGUGCCCGCCUAUUAGUGUCCGACAAGCACGGACCAGGGCUCGAAGGCCACCCCACCAACACAGGUUCCAAGGCCUCCUUGGACCUCUCUGGAGGCCUAGAGGUCCAGCACCAGGGACAGCAGGGGUGGCCACUGUGGGCCUCCGGGCCGGGAGCAAGUAGCACCUGAGCUGUCCCCAUCAAGUUCCUCUAGGCCUGAGGUCCUGAGAAGAGGACAGUGUGGCCUGGAGUGGACUGGCCUGGGAGAGGCAUUCCCUUUAUGGACCAACCAACCUGGAGCUCACCUGCCCAUUCUGAAGUCAGAGGUCCAGCUGCCCUCCACAGCUCAGUGCAGGGAUUGUACAGGGCCAGGGAUUGUGGCCCUGUCCCUGGGGGUAGUGACUGUCCUUGCCCUAUCAUGGUGGUUUGUCAUGUCCAGAGCCUUCCUUCAUUUCCUCUCGUGAGCUCACAGAGCAGCUCAGUCCUGUUGGUGUUGUGAUUGUGGUCAACUCUACAGGUUUCAUCUCAUAGUGCUCCACAAGCUGCACCUCUCUCUGUGGCCCCUGCCCAGGUGUCGAAGGUUCUGGUCAGGAAAGCACAAGACAGCUAUGGACUUGGGUACCAGCCCUUUAGCACAUGGGUAGGAACAGGACAUCUGGGUGCCAGGCAAGACAAGCACCUUACAAAGAUAGAGGCCUAGAGGUUACAUAGCCCACAGUGCCCCUUGAAACAGCCAUUCCUGCAUACUGAUUCACCCUGGCUUCCGGACUAGACCCUUCCUUCCCACCCUGCACCCUGUUUAAGGCCCAGCCCCAGGUGGGGGUCCGUGUGCAUAGCUGACUACUCAUGCAUUGCUUGAAGCUGGCUUUUCACAAAUCAAAACCACACAUAUUGCCAUAUUUCAUUCUUACAGACAGAUGCCUCCCUCUGGAGUUGCAGUUGAGUGACAACCCUGUACAUUGUAGAAUAGACCAAUUAUGUGUGAAUAUUUAAGUGAACAUGUUUACAAUUUUUGUAUAUAUGGAUCUUUCCCUCCCUCUUCUGAGAGAACAAUCCAUGGUUGUGUAUUUUCAGUGUCCCAUGUUCUGACUGCAACUUCUUUACAAUAAAGACUAUAAAUGCAUUGACCAUGA
Molecule: messenger RNA, 1930 nt
Organism: Sciurus carolinensis (gray squirrel)
Lineage: Eukaryota; Metazoa; Chordata; Mammalia; Rodentia; Sciuridae
Gene: Syngr3
Product: synaptogyrin 3
Exons: 4
Coding region: 146-835 (229 amino acids)
Cellular component (GO): neuromuscular junction; synaptic vesicle membrane
Source: RefSeq, a predicted model, not a curated record